Coniophora puteana RWD-64-598 SS2 is the source of this 1523-nucleotide messenger RNA. Its product is annotated as seryl-tRNA synthetase. Bases 1 to 1488 code for a protein of 495 amino acids. Gene Ontology annotation, cellular component: mitochondrion. Gene Ontology annotation, molecular function: serine-tRNA ligase activity; tRNA binding; ATP binding. The record is from RefSeq and is a predicted model, not a curated record. The transcript is spliced from 3 exons. NCBI's taxonomy places the organism in Eukaryota, Fungi, Basidiomycota, Agaricomycetes, Boletales, Coniophoraceae. Gene Ontology annotation, biological process: mitochondrial seryl-tRNA aminoacylation.
AUGUCUUGGUGCAGGAAUCGCUUCGUCGCGCUCGCUUGGCGGAAGUGUGAGCACACUGUCUCUCGUGGCCCAUGUCCGCGCUACGCAUCCCACAAUGCGCCUACGUCUGAUCUGCCCAAGCCACGGUUGGACUACCGCGCCAUAACAGAGGCUGCCACAUACAAGUCACAUAAUGCGUUUAAUAGGAAGGCCCCGGUCCCUGUCGGCGCCAUCAAAUCUAUCACGCGACACUACGAGGAGCGGAAAGCCAUCUCGGGGGAGCUUGACUUCAAGCGUCAUGCGCGCAACUCCAUAGGACAACGCAUCCGCAAUACCAAGACCCCUGAGGAGAAGAAAUCCGUGACCGAGGAAGCGAAGGCGCUCAAGGCGGACAUCCAUUUGCUAGAAAUGAGGCUUAGUGAGCUUGAUGACAAGCUCCUUGAGCUUGCACUAGUCGUACCCAACGACACCCAUCCUUCGACGCCACUCGGUCCUGAGGAAGCUGCUGUCGUGUUGUCCACCCAUGGGCCAGAGCCACUCCCCUGCAAUCCCAAGCGAGAUCAUGUGUCUGUCGGGCAGGCUCUUGGACUGUUUGGCUUCGAAGCUGGCGCGCUAGUCACAGGCUCUUCAUGGUACUACCUACAAGCCGAGGCUGCACUUCUGGAGAUGGCUCUGACGAAUUAUGCUAUGUCGAUAGCGGUAAAGCACGGCUACCAGCCCGUCAUGACUCCGGACGUCAUUCGAGCCGACAUCGCCACCCGCUGUGGCUUCCAGCCCCGAGACGAACGAGACGUGCUAGAUUCACAGAUGUACCAUAUUGCUCAGAAUAGCUCAUCGUCGCACCCAGAUCUUGUCCUGUCUGGUACCGCCGAGAUUCCGCUAGCAGGGCUGCAUGCCAAUCGAGUUCUUGAGGAAUCCUCGCUGCCUCUCAGGAUGGUUGGCCUUGGGCGUUCUUUCCGAGCAGAAGCGGGCGCUCGCGGCGCUGAUACCCGCGGCCUCUACCGCGUCCACCAAUUCUCUAAGCUGGAACUCUUCGUCCUAUCCACGGAAAAUGCCAGCGAAGCUGCGAUGGAAGACAUACGUCGGGUGCAAGUGGAGAUCUUCGAAGGAUUGGGGAUUCCAUUCAGAGUACUCGAUAUGCCAACGGAAGAACUUGGGGCUAGCGCCUUCCGCAAGUACGACAUGGAAGCUUGGAUGCCCGGCCGCGGAUCGUGGGGCGAGAUAUCGUCCACAUCCAAUUGCACAGACUACCAAGCCCGCCGCUUGCACAUCCGGUAUCGGCGUUCCACGUCCUUGGAGGAUGCAGCACAACCUUCGGUAGCCUCGUUGCCAUUUGUACACACGCUCAACGGCACCGCUGCAGCGAUCCCUCGACUCAUAGUAGCUUUGGUAGAGAACGGUGCAAUAUUCAACGGGGAGGGCAAAGCGGUUGGUCUCAAUCUUCCACAUGCCCUCAAACCGUACUGGAUGGGAUCGGGUACCGUCACUAACCGAGUUCGCUGGGUGUAAAUCAUUUCUAUUCACUUUCAUAGUCAAUGGCAUUC